This is a messenger RNA of Phalacrocorax carbo (great cormorant), 6139 nucleotides long. The record is from RefSeq and is a predicted model, not a curated record. NCBI's taxonomy places the organism in Eukaryota, Metazoa, Chordata, Aves, Suliformes, Phalacrocoracidae.
GGGGCGCACUCAUACACGCAUUCCUGUCAAGUCAUCUUGUGAAAGGCAGCUUGCUUCCAGCUUGGCUUGAAAGUGCAACCUUAAUAAAACUCACUGAAGUCUGAGAGAAAAUAGCAGUUCUGCAGCAGAUAGUGUAGGGGAAAGAGACUGGGAUAUGCAUAUGCAGCUGACUAAAGCAGGCUACAUGCUGGACUGUAACAGGGAGGAAACAAUAAAUCUUAACUACUAUGCAAUAAAUAUUCCCAAUUUAAACUAAGGAAGCUAUCCUCAUAGUGAAAUUAAAAAAAUAACUGUUUAUCCAAGCUUGAUUUCUAAAGCGCACUUCUCCAGUCCUUUUUCCAAAGACUUUAAGGGAAAUUAAGAACAAAUUUAAAGAAAGAGGAAGAAAAAGUUUUUCUUAAAGUAGGAAAGGAAAGUAAUAAUAACAUGUCAGUUUUCCUUUCCUUUGCUUUCCUGGCAGCGGUCCUUGCUCAUAUAGGCUGUAAUAACCAGCGUCGGGGUCCAGAAGCCAGUGGGAGAAGAUUUAACCGGAUUCAGCAUGGGCAGUGCACCUAUACUUUCAUUCUGCCAGAACAGGAUGGGAACUGUCGUGAAAGCACGACAGACCAGUACAACACAAAUGCUCUUCAGAGAGAUGCUCCUCACGUGGAACAGGAUUUCUCUUCCCAGAAACUGCAACAUCUGGAGCAUGUGAUGGAAAAUUACACUCAGUGGCUGCAAAAACUUGAGAACUACAUUGUGGAAAAUAUGAAAUCAGAGAUGGUGCAGCUGCAGCAGAAUGCUGUGCAAAACCACACCGCCACCAUGCUUGAGAUAGGGACCAGCCUCCUCAGUCAGACAGCAGAGCAGACAAGAAAACUCACGGAUGUUGAAACCCAGGUGCUAAAUCAAACAUCCCGACUUGAAAUUCAGCUACUGGAAAAUUCACUGUCAACAUAUAAGCUAGAAAAACAGCUGCUGCAACAGACACAUGAAAUCCUGAAAAUUCAUGAGAAAAACAGUUUACUUGAGCACAGAAUUUUAGAAAUGGAAGAAAGGCAUAAAGAGGAGCUGGACAAUUUGAAGGAGGAAAAAGAGAACCUACAAAGCUUGGUCACACGACAAAGCUACAUAAUCCAAGAACUAGAGAAGCAGUUAAACAAGGCAACAAGCAAUAACAGUGUCCUGCAGAAACAGCAGCUUGAAUUGAUGGAUACAGUUCACACACUGAUCACUCUCUGUUCGAAGGAAGGAGUUUUGCUAAAGAAUGCAAAGAAGGAGGAAGAAAAGCCUUUCAGAGACUGUACAGACAUAUACCAAUCUGGUUUUAACAAAAGUGGGGUCUACACUAUUUAUAUUAACAAUGUGUCAGAACCUAAAAAGGUCUUUUGCAAUAUGGAAAUUGCUGGAGGAGGAUGGACGGUUAUACAGCACCGAGAAGAUGGGAGUCUGGAUUUUCAGAAAAGCUGGAAAGAAUACAAAAUGGGUUUUGGUAGCCCAUCAGGUGAACAUUGGCUGGGAAAUGAAUUUAUCUUUGCAAUAACAAGUCAGAGGCAAUAUUCUCUAAGAAUUGAAUUAAUGGACUGGGAAGGAAACCGGGCAUAUUCACAGUAUGACAGAUUUCACAUAGGAAAUGAAAAACAGAAUUACAGGCUUUAUUUAAAAGGUCACAGUGGAACAGCUGGAAAACAGAGUAGCCUGAUCUUACAUGGUGCUGAAUUCAGUACAAAAGAUGCUGACAAUGACAACUGCAUGUGUAAAUGUGCUCUCAUGUUGACUGGAGGGUGGUGGUUUGAUGCUUGUGGCCCCUCCAAUCUCAAUGGGAUGUUCUACACAGCUGGGCAAAACCACGGAAAGCUCAAUGGCAUCAAGUGGCAUUACUUCAAAGGCCCCAGCUACUCCUUGCGCUCCACGACCAUGAUGAUUCGGCCCUUGGACUUUUAAAGGCAUUCAGCAGUGGAUCCCAGAACAAACCAGGAGACAGUGCCCUCAGCAGCACCUAUCUCACAGUCUGAAGGUAAAAAGAGAAGGGCUUCUUGAAAGCAACACGUAGGGAUGAUGCAAAUUCUUUUCAUUAUCACUCCAUAACUUGCAAAAACUCUCCAACAGUCACCCCGUAUUUUGAUGUCUGGGGGAGGCUUGGUUUAGAAGAAGAUGGCUGCAGUGAUUUUCCAGAGAACAACAACUGGAUCUGGUUAUUCUGCCUGAAUCUGAUACCUGUCAGUGGAUGCCCUUUCUGUUUUGGGUUUUGUUUUGUUUUGGGUUUGUUGUUGUUUUUUUUGUUUUGUUUUGUGAUAAAAGAUGCAAAAACAUACUAGAUAAUUCAUCAACAGCAUCAUAAUUUGAAGUAUCAAGCAUGGUCACUUGAGUAGAAUAUUAUUCAGCAGUGAAAAGCCAACAUUAUAUCCAUGAAAAAAGAUUAUGGAGACACCUUUAUUAAAACUCAUCUUAAAGCACUCAAGGCCACCACUCCCAAUAUUGUUUUUCUUAAAUGAAUUUGAAUGGUGGAUGGAUUUAUGUUAAUCCCAGAGUCAAAUAAUUUGUGAGAAUAUUAUUUUUCAUUAAAUCCUUUAAAGACAUGUUUCUCAUAAAUAAACUGAGUCAAAUGUAUGAAGAAUGAUAAGGGUAAUAGGCAUAAAUUCUUCAGUUGCUCUGUAGAGGUAAAUCAGAUAAUUGGCAUAAUCCCUGUGCUAGGAUUUAUAGUGUGAUAACAAAAGUAGCUGUGUUUUGAGGUUUUUCCCUUCUUUCAUUAAAGGCAGUCUGAAAGUCAUGUAGAAAAAUUAAUGGAAGGUUUAAAGAAUGUGAAAUAUUAUCCUAAAGAAAAUACGGGAUUUUGCAUGGAGUAUUUCCACCAAAAGUACACAGGAAGGCAAAUUGUUAGGGUAUAUGAAAAUUACAGAAAUGCAUAGCUUAAGGCAAUGGAUUCAUUUUACAGUAUCCUUGCAUGUGCGCAAUUUAUCAUUAAUUAUUUUACUUUUUUAUUACAUUUUUGUGAAUAUCAGAAGCAUGCCAGUUCUACACAGUGCUUAGGCUUCAACUAUAAAAAAUACUCACCAGACUGUAUAGAAAAUAAAGAAUUGUGAACUUGUAAAUAGCAUGUUUAUAUUUCCUGUAAUGGUCAUUCAAUUUGUAAAGGCAGCCCUGACCCUACGCAAAGGGUGCAAAGCCUCAAAAGGAUAUAAAUAUUAAAAGAACUUUAGAAGACUGCUUACAGGUUGCUAACAAGUAAUUUUGUUAUAUUAAAAUGUUGCAGAAGUGUGGGGCAAGAUGCACAAUUCAACUACUGGAAAAGAUCAAUUUCCUGUAAUAAUAAGCAACAAAGUGGCUGGCUGGCCCAUGACAUUGUAGAGUCAACUCUUCCCGUAUACAGCCCCUUGUGGUUUAGUCCCAUGAAUCAAGUCCCUCUGGGAAAAUAGCUUGCAGUCAUUCUACUUCUGCUAUAUAUAAAAGGAAAAAGUUUACCCUGCUCCCACUGAACUCAAAAGCAAUAUUCUCAUCAAUUACUUUGGGACCAACAUGACAUGCAAAAUCUAAAUGUUUUUUAUUGCUUGUCUGUUUGUUGCUUUGUUUCAUUCAUUAAACUGUUUCUGCGAUCAGGCACAACAAAGAUCUGAGUCUUCUUUAAAGGAUGAUGAUAACAGAGUAACUGCAAUUUUUUUCUUUUUUUCCCCCUCUUUUUUUCCCUUUAGCAGUUUAUUUCUAUGGAAUAGAAAAAAACUGCUUGGAUUUUUUAAAACACCUCUCCUUAAAUAUCACAAGGCCCCACAGGGUUCUCUGUUUCUGUUACAAUUUGAUGUUGCUUUGGUUUUAAGUGGGAAGAACUUUGGUUUUGUGUAUUUGUAUAUAUUUAUAUAUAUAUUUGAAAUAAUCUUGCCUAAGGGUUAAUUUGCUGUUUUCUGCUGAAUAAGUUACCAAACCUCUCCUUACUCAGCAGUUUCUUCACAGAGCUGUUUUGUCUCAGUUUUCAGCAGUUUUUUGAAAUGGUCUUCAUUUGUGUGCAAAAUAUGUGGUCUGUCUUCCUCCAUAUUCUCAAAAGACAUAUUUUUGCAGGUCUCCAAGUUAGGAAUGCCGUUUUUGCAGAUCCUAUUGCAAAAGGCAAAACACAUUUUAAAUCAAAAGCAUGAUAUUUACUGUUUAUUUAUCUGGGUUUGAAAAAAUGUGGAUUUGGUUUCCUAUCCUUUAUAAUAAAACAUUUUUUAAAAAAUUGCAGAGUCUGUGAUUUGCUUUAUUUUCAGUAUGCCUUUCUGUGACAGAUUGACAUUUUACAAGCCACAUGUCUCCGUGUAAGAAUUAUUAAUAAAUUUAGACAAAGCCUGGGAAGGCAGUCUAAUUAGAGUUUGUCCAGAAAUUAAUAUUUCUAACUUCUCAAAUCCAUAUUUCAGUAGUAUUUAUUCUAUUUCUUUGAUUAAAAUAAUGGGACUAUAUCUCUCAUUUUAAGUUCAAAUCAUAAAACUCUCUAUCAAGCUUUAAAAUAAAAUGUUUCUUGAAUUCCACAGAAAAAGAUACAUAUUGAAGUAUGAUGCUUGUUUCUCUUGCCUUAUGAUGUGUUCUUCUAUCAUCCAUUUGAUCAUGUUCCAUGGCGGUGACAAAUCUCCAUUGAUCUCUUCGCCAGAAAUGCCUCUUGCUCCAUUUGUAUGCCUUUUAACACCACAGGGAUCAGUUUUAACAUCUCUUUGUAGUCAAUUUAUCCUCAUUUUCUCAGGAAUUUUCACUUAAUUGGACUUGUUCCUUGUGUUCGUUCAGACCAACCCAGCUUUUAAAAUCAACACUAAAGCUGUGAGCAACUACAUACAUAAAGGUACAUUUUGCUCCUUAAGUUGAACAUGUAUGAACUGCAUGAAUCUAAGAGUUACAAUUAGUAAAAAUGGUCUUUCUGUAUUUGAUUUAUAUUAAAAUGUCACUUGCCAUGAAAGAUUCUAAAAAAAAUAGUCAAUGGUAAUAGUACCUUUACUAUUUAUCCUUCACAGAUAAAUCCCUUCUUUUUUUGUAAAACAGCAAUACACAAAAUAUUCACUAAUCAAUAGAUGUGCUUUCCAUAGCAUAUAGAUGCUUAAUUUUUAAUAUCACCUAAGGCUGGAGAUGUAAUUUAAUGGGACACUUUUCUAAGUGCCCUAGCGUCCAGUACUGGCCUAUUAAGUAGGCAAGUCAUCUACAUUUAUAAUCAUUUGUAUAACACGUUCCCGAGACACAGUUCCUUAAAAAGCCCUUCCAGCUAUAAUAACGACUUUCUUCUCUGUAGACCUGUAGCUCAAACCACAGCUCCUAUCAUGCCUCAAAUAACCUCGUUUGGAAUUGGCACAGCACUCCUUCUUUGGGAAGAACAAAACUGAACAGCAAUCACAACAAGAGUUUAACUCUCUAGAUAGGAUCAAGCUUAAUUUACAACCAGACUCUGCUGCUGCUGUGCCAGAAGGCAUUCCUACCUACCCUCUUUUACAUGAGCUGGAGAGCUUGAGGAAAGAGGCAGUAACCCAUGAAUACAGCUGAUGCUGCUGGUGUUGCCUGACUCUGAGUUGUGGUGUGCACACACCCAGAAAUACAUAGGUUUGAAGAAAGUUUGCCACAGUCUAUCAAAAUGACUUUUUAAAAAUUUUAUCUGGAGGAAUAGAAAUCUCAAUACAAAAAAAAUCCCGAAAGCAGCAAAAAUUAAAUAAAUGAAAAGUGCAAAGGCCAGCAGGAAGGGAGGAUUAAGGGAUAGAUACCAUAUGGAAGGUAGAGGAGCAAGAGCAGGAAAGAGAGAAGACAGGGAUAUGGGACUGUAAUGAAGAGAGGGAAAGAUGGACAGAUAGGGAAGAAUUGAAAGGAAGGGAUUACCCAUGAGACAGAACAGCUCCAUAUUUCCUGUGCCACGUCUGUCACAUAGUGUAGGAACUCCCUUCUCCUCCAGGAGUGUCUGAACCCCCCUCUCCCCGGCUCCUGCUCAGAUGAGCAGGAAUCUAUGGGUCUCAUUUGCUUUUGUAUACUUUGGGGUUUUCUUUGUCUGUGUGGUGUUUUAAUUUUUUUCACAGGGAGCAAUUUAGUAUGGAUCUUUGAGAAGACAUGCUACUUAUGGUUAUGUCAAGAUAGUUCCAUAGCAAGUCCUUUAAAAAUUGAAAGGUUCCUUUAGAAAAUGCUGUAUUCCGUUGUGUGAAUUUUAAGGACUGAUAAUGAAAUAAAACUU